This is a messenger RNA of Anopheles bellator, 2453 nucleotides long. RefSeq lists its product as uncharacterized. The coding region runs from base 42 to 1235 and encodes 397 amino acids. Gene Ontology annotation, cellular component: plasma membrane. The record is from RefSeq and is a predicted model, not a curated record. Gene Ontology annotation, molecular function: protein binding. NCBI's taxonomy places the organism in Eukaryota, Metazoa, Arthropoda, Insecta, Diptera, Culicidae. The transcript has 2 exons.
UGGAAGUAAAGCGCGAAGUAGCUCGAAAAACCAUCAUCCUCAUGCGUCGUUUACUGAUCGCUCUGUUCUCCCUGUCGGUCGCGGUUUGUUUACGGUCGUCGGCCGGGGCCAAAGUGCUAACCUGCACGAGGUGGCACCGUAAUCAAACGUGCUUCAUCGAGGGAGCAUCGGUCAGUGGCGAGUCGGGCGAACAGCAUUCCGUCAGCGUUCCGGCCCGGACGCUGCACGUCACCAUCGAGGGGAGCGAGAUUCUGCACUUCUCGACCGGGCUGUUCGAUGGCCUUUCCGGCACCGCGUUUCUGACCCUGAAGAACGGCUUCAUUCCCGCCGUAACGUUCCGAUCGGACGGGCUGAACUCGCUGCGCGUCGAUCAUACGGAGCUGCGCGACUUUACGGUCCAGCCGGUGGAGAACCGCAACCUCAACACGCUCAUCAUCAGCGGCAAUCCGUUGCGGGCCCUUUCGCCCACCAUCCGCCACCUAACGGGCCUCUCGAUUCUGGACCUUUCGAACAACCAGCUGGAAAGCGUCAACCUCGGCUGGCUCGAACCGAUGGGCAACCUGCUGGUGCUCGACCUCUCGGCGAACCGCAUCGUACGGAUCGACGUUCUGGCACGGCUGCGCUUGAGCCGGCUGAAGAACCUCUGGAUCAAUCACAAUCGACUGCGCGGGCUCGACUUCUUCCCGGACUUUGCCCCAUCGCUGCGCCGGGUGCGGCUGGUGGAGAACCGGUGGAGCUGCGCGUGGGUGCAGCGGGCAAGGGCGGCCAUCUGGGUGACGGACGUGCAGGUGUACGGCGCGGAGUACCGCUGCCCGGCGGCGGCGACCGGGGACGGUGGUUUGUGCUGCUACGACCAUGACGACGAGGUUCUGGGAUCGGGUGAGUCCAGGUACGCCCAGGUCGUCAGUGUCAGCGCGGGUUCCGAGGAGUCAGCGGAGUGGGAGCUGAUUCCGCCGGGUCCAGAACGGUUGCGAGGUGAGAAUGGUGGACAAGCGAGUGCCCUUCACAGCCUGACACAGCCACCUUCCGGAGGGGAAUCUCCAACGGCGGCACUGGAGCACAAGUACCGCGCAUUAGUCAGGGAGAAGGAGCAUCUCGAAAAACGAUUCAUCGCCACCGUACGGGAGCUGGAAGGAGCCAACAGACGAGUGGUGGACCAGUUGAUCGCUGCGCGCGAUAUGAUUAGGACAUUGCACAAUUUGGAGGAAACGGAGCCGAAGUCGGUGCAACACUAGGCCGGGACCUCGCAAAAUCAUAAACAACAGGAUUUACUGUCACUCAAAUAUUAUCAAGCAACUAUAGCAACUAUCAACUAAUAUCAACUAUAGACCGUUUUGUAUAAGCACGAUUUUGACUGAUCACUACUCUCUUCACAUGACGUUUAAAGUAUCUACUUCGACAUAUUUAUUUAGUAUACACUUUAACUUUUGUGAAAAUGCGAAGCAUUUCUCCAGAGGAGCGCCAACAGCUUUUGCACAAAUGGUGCACUAUUCCCAACAUAUCACUGAGUCAGUUGGCAAAACAGGGAAAAAUAAGUAUUGGAGCGGUUCGAAACGGAAAAAGAAAAUUCAAAGAAGAAAGCAGUUUUCAGGAUAAAAUGAAAUCUGGGCGGAAAACGGGUCCGGUGGAUAACAUUUUGGACCAAAAAGUCAUGUGCGUUUACGCCAUCGAGAAAAGUGUAUCCGUCCAAGAUGUGGCUAAAAAGGUGGGAUCAACUGUGAGUACCGUGCAUCGUGCCAAAAUAAGAUUACGUCUGAAGACAUACAAGAAGCAGAAGCAAAAAACCAAAACGGAGUGCGAAACAAGUUGGAUCCGUAAAUUGUAUGAUCAACUGCUUCGUGACAAACGAGUUUACGUCAUCAUGGACGACGAAACUUAUUGCAAAUUUGACCACCAAAGGUUGUCCACAGACAAGACCGAUCGAAACUUUUUGGGCACUUACCAAGGCAUACUUGAGAAAACAUGUAAAGCCAACCAACACCAUUGAAAUAUUCGCCAAAGAUUGGAAGAAAGUGCCCAUAAUGAUUGGAAAUUGUUUAACAGGAAUGUAAUUUUGUAAAAACGUUAAGUAAGAUAACAGAGCAUUAAAAACUGAAGAAAAAAAUUGAGUUUACUUGUAAUUUGAAUUUUUGGCGUUCAUUUAAAAUCGUGCUUAGACAUAAUGAAACGGUCUAUAUAAUCUCCAAGUGACGUAGUUAAAUUUUGUUACGAAGCAUAUAAGGCCGCCCCCCAAGGCCGCGAUUCGCUCUUAUCGGACAUAGCUGACUGUAGUAUCAGCAGAAAGAUUAAGCAAAUAUGACUGGAAUGUCGGUUUGUUGUCAGUCUAGACUUGAGAAAAAUAUUAGCACUAACAGCAAGUCUAGAAGGUAUUGAUAAACUAGAAGUAAUUUCCUUUCACCUUUCCGUAUUUGUUAAACAAGGCCGAGCGUAGUUAUACGGAUUGUCUAUUAGUU